This is a messenger RNA of Pestalotiopsis fici W106-1, 501 nucleotides long. Its product is annotated as Mitochondrial import receptor subunit tom-20. The transcript is spliced from 3 exons. The record is from RefSeq and is a predicted model, not a curated record. Gene Ontology annotation, cellular component: mitochondrial outer membrane; mitochondrial outer membrane translocase complex. NCBI's taxonomy places the organism in Eukaryota, Fungi, Ascomycota, Sordariomycetes, Amphisphaeriales, Sporocadaceae. Gene Ontology annotation, molecular function: transmembrane protein transporter activity. Bases 1 to 501 code for a protein of 166 amino acids. Gene Ontology annotation, biological process: tRNA import into mitochondrion; protein targeting; protein import into mitochondrial matrix.
AUGGUUCAAAACUCUACGAUAGCGACGAUAGGUGUCGCCACGAUAGCAACAGGUCUGCUAGGUUACGCCAUCUACUUUGACAGCCAGCGCAGAAAGUCCCCCGAGUUCCGACGCUCACUGCGCCGCAGCGAGCGCCGCCAGGUGCGCAACGAGAAGGAGCACGCCGCGGCCGCCGGCAAGGAGCGCGUCAAGGACAUUCAGCGGGCCGUCGACGCUGCCAAGGAGGAGGGCUUCCCCGCCGGUGUCAAUGAGCGCGAGGGCUACUUCAUGGAGCACGUCCAGAUUGGCGAGCAGCUCGCCGCCGACCCCUCCAACACCCUCGAGGCUGCCCUUGCCUUUUACAAGGCCCUCAAGGUCUACCCUACGCCUGGAGACCUGAUUGGAAUUUACGACAAGACUGUUGACAAGAGAGUUCUGGAUGUUCUCGCUGAAAUGAUUGCCUACGACAAGGCCCUCGACAUUGACGGCACUGGCGGUAUCCCCCACCCGGGCCUUGACUAA